AUGGACUCUCUCUCUACUUGGAUUCAAUCCUUGCCUCCGCCCCCUGAAUUCUUCCCGCCCACACCAAAGGCAUACUCUACCCUCCUUUCAAUAUUCCAAUACUUUCCGAUAAUAACCAUAGCCCAAUGGCUCCUCCCCUUCUACCCACAGGGCAAAACGUCCCUCCCGACCUCUAUCCUGAAUUUCCCAGGCCGCUACGCGUGGUGCUUCAUGGAGAGCAUCGGCGCCAUGAACAUGUUGUACAUCCUCUACACGCACUUCCAGUCCAUCCCGAAUUUCCUAUCUACAAUGCCAGCCUGGAAUAAACUCCUCGUGGCUCUCUACAUCCUCCACUACGUCAAUCGCGCUUUCAUCACCCCGCUGUUUUUGGCACCCAGCAUGUCGCCCAUUCACCUGAUCAUAAUCUUCACGGCGGUGACAUACAACUACUUCAAUUCUAGCUGCCUCGCGGGCUGGCUCCUCGGAUACGGCCUACCCGUCAGUGCUUCCGGCGAACACAUCAUAGCCACCACCACCUCCGCCGCCAACACACCUAUCCACGCCUGGCUUCCCUACGUGCCCUACAUCGGCAUCGCCCUCUACUUCCUAGGCAUGUACGGCAACAUCCACUCCGAAACCACUCUCUUCCGUCUUCGCAGAGAAGAAGCCCACCGCAAACAACAAAAGGCGAAAAAGGACGGCGACGCAACCAACAGCAGAAAAUCCAUCUACGACAAGGUCUACGUCAUCCCACCGCCUACUGGCGUCUUCCGCUCAAUCCUCUUCCCGCACUACGUCCUGGAAUGGCUUGAAUGGGCCGGGUUCCUGCUCAUCGGGUUUGCCGUGGCCUCGCAGACAUCCCACACACCCUCUGCCAGUGCCAAAACACCGUAUAUUCCCUUGGCCCCGUAUUACACGCCGUUGGCAAAGUUGUUCUUGCAAAGAUGGGGCUUGCCGUUCCCGUUGCCGGCGAUUGUAUUCCUGGUGAACACCGUGUUGACCACGGGGGCAAGGGCAUCGUGGGGGAGGAAGUGGUAUGUCCAGCGGUUUGGGGAGAAGGCCGUUGCUGCAAGAGGGGGGUUUGUUCCUUAUUUCAAGUGGUUGUGA
This is a messenger RNA of Coccidioides posadasii C735 delta SOWgp, 1086 nucleotides long. RefSeq lists its product as uncharacterized. Lineage: Eukaryota; Fungi; Ascomycota; Eurotiomycetes; Onygenales; Onygenaceae. Gene Ontology annotation, biological process: lipid metabolic process. The record is from RefSeq and is a predicted model, not a curated record. Gene Ontology annotation, molecular function: oxidoreductase activity, acting on the CH-CH group of donors.